Malania oleifera is the source of this 2930-nucleotide messenger RNA. RefSeq names its product WPP domain-interacting tail-anchored protein 2. NCBI's taxonomy places the organism in Eukaryota, Viridiplantae, Streptophyta, Magnoliopsida, Santalales, Ximeniaceae. The record is from RefSeq and is a predicted model, not a curated record. The transcript is spliced from 6 exons. Bases 489 to 2597 code for a protein of 702 amino acids.
AUCGAAAUGCUUGAUUGCUUGUAGGCUGCAGCUGAUGUGCGCCCCAUGAGGUUCCGUCAUGGGACCGCCGCCGGUUUCUUUCACGUUGACUAACCUGCACCUAAAGGCUCAGGCUAGCUUCUCCCCUGGAAGCAGAUCACGCAAACUGAAAAAACCCUCUCACUGAACUAACGGUAACGGGAACCAAAUGGGAAGACGAAUAGUUAGUCCCCCUCCAUCUUCUCUGGCUCAUCCUUUUCCAUCUGAGAAGCCCGCACGACCCUUCAAAAAUCUCCACAGGACUUUGUUUUGAUGAAAAGUUUAUCAAUUGCAGCUGGUUAGCUGAUUUGGGUAUUGAAGAAUAUUGACUUUCAGUGGGCUUUCAUACGGUGGGCAGCUUCCGAGGUAUUGGAGUUCGACUCUUCUCGGCAGCUUAUGUUGGUUAUAUUAUUGAAUUUGUGAAAUCUAAGAUUUGGGUUGCUGCUGGUUUGAACAAUUGAACCAAAAGAAUGGGUGAUUCUGCUGUUGAUGACAUGGAUGCCACAGAUCCAGAGGCAGAUAAAAUUUACAUACAUGAAGGGGUCUCACCUCAUGGAAAAGGCAUCCAAGAGACACAAAACAUGAUGGAAGUUUUAAUGAGAUUGGACUUGGAGUUGGCAUAUUCUUCUGAGAAGUUGGUUAACUUAGACAUGCUUUUGCUCCACAUGUUGGCUUCAAAAGAAGAUGAUGGACCAAUGACAAUGGAGUACAACUAUGUUUUGGGACACUCUGUUGAAGUGGCUUUGGCAUUUGAUCUCUUGUCUGGCAUUAUAGAUUCUGAGGUCAGAGAACUGGGAAAUUUCGUGGAUUCUCUCCAAACUGAGAUUGUUGAUGCUUGUCAGAAAAUGUCAUCAUGUGAACAUUUGAGAGAAUUGGUCUGUGUAGUGAAAGAGAAGUUGCAUGAUUCUGAAGAAUAUUUGAAGCUGUGUCAAGAGAAGGUCUUAGAGAUGAAGAUGCAAUCAGACAACAUGCAGAGAGCAUUAUUAGCUUCUCAACAUGAAAAUUGGGAAAAUGAUAUGAGUACCGAAUACUCAGAAAAUGGUCAGUUCCCAGAGGGAAAUGCAAAGUCAAAAAUGCAGAUGGUCAAACAACAACGAUACAUUCUGAGGAUGCUUGAGAAAUCUAUAGCUAGAGAGCUGAAUCUUGAGAAGAGGAUAUCUGAAUUAAAACAGAAUGAAGAAGAGCUGGGAAAAAAGCUACACUUGACAGAACAGGUAGCUUUUGGCAUGGAAGAAGCAGCAAAAGUUGUUUGGGGGAGGUUUUUAGAAGCAGAAAAUGCUGCUGAGGUGUUGAUGGGAAUUUCGAAGGAAUUGAUGUGCCGGCUUCAGAUAGUUCAAUUCAAUUUAAAUGGUUCAACUCAAAGAGAAGGUGAGCUGAACUCCAGACUUCAAGAUUGCAUUGAACAGCUAAAAGCCAGAGAGGCAGCUUUACUUCAUCUUGCAACUAGCAAUGAAGAACCUACUGCCAAUUCUAAGGACAGCCUCAAUGAAGCUGAAGACAAUUGUAUAAUUGAUAAGACUGAAUUGUUUACUUUAAGAGAAAAAGUAAAAUUACUUGAAGAACAGCUGAAAGAAACUAGGGUACAGCUGAAGAGUGCAGAUGCUUCCAAGAACUUGUAUCUAGAGCAACUUAAUGAAGCAGAAAAUAUAAUGGAGACAUUGAAAGAAAGCAUUUCUAAAGCAGAAAGGAGGGCUGAAACUGCAGAAGCCAGGGUUUCAGUUUUGACAGAGACAAAUUUGGAGCUUACUGAAGAGCUGGGUUUUCUUAAAGGUAGUGACAGUAAUGCAGAGAAAGUGACCUUGCUUGAGAAGAAGUUGAGGGAAUUGGAAAUCCAACUGCAGCAUGCAAAGGCAUCCUUUGAAGCAAGUCAAGAACAGCAGAACAUGUUGUAUUCUGCAAUUUGGGAUAUGGAAAUGUUAAUUGCGGAUCUAAAAUCAAAGGCUUCAAAAGCUGAAACUAAGACUGAGAUUGCAGAGGAGCAAAGUGUUAUAUUAUCUGAAAAUAAUUUAGAGCUCAAUAAAGAAGUAAAAUUUCUAAAGGAUAGAGUAGAAUUCUUGGAGAAAUCUUUGUGCGAAACUAAUGAUGUAAAAGUAGCAUGUGCAAAAGAGAUACAUGCCAGAACAAAGCUUAUGAUGGAUAUGGUGACACAACUUACUGUUGAAAGGGUGCGCAUGCAGAGUCAGUUACAUUCCAUAAUGAAGGAGAGAAAAAAUUUGGCAGAGAACUUAUGUGAGACUAGAAAGGAUGCCUCUGUAAUUAUUCAUGAAAAUGUAGAUGACAACAACAAAGGUUUUCUGUUUCCUAAGGAGGAUUCAACCAUUGCUGAUUGCACCAUAACAUCCAAGGAGGCAGUUGCAGAAUCUUCAUCUAAAGUUCAGGUGGAUAACCAGGCUGAAGAGGGGUCUUCUGUUUCCGCGAAAAAUGCUGAUGGUGUGGUUUCAAAGCUUGAAGCUGUGACAAUGGAAGAUGGACGGCAGCAUAACCUAAUUUAUGUUUUCAAGGCUACUUUUGUCCUAUUGAUUUCAAUUUUGGUGACGUAUUUGUUUACCAAGAAAGCUGAGCUCUUCAAUGUUUUUUGAUGUUGUAACUAAUGUUUUCUUGUCCUGCCAAAUUUUGUAUGUUGCAGUUCAGAUAGGGUAGCUUUCAUGAGUUCCUUUUUAGUUUCUCCAUUAUUUUAUCUUGUUUUAUUUCGACAUUUGAUAUUGGUUGUGUUUGGGAGCAUGGAUUUUAGUCUUUUUUUUGGAUUUAGAUGUGUGUGGAUUUGGACUAAAUACAAUUGUGUUGCAUUUUGUCCAAAACCAAAGUUUGAACUUCAAGGCCCCAAACAUAUGUAUAGCAAAAUGUGAAUAAUGAUACAUUCAGAUAUUGUAUUUAUUUGAUUGUAAAUGAUAAAGAAACUGUGUUUAUACUGA